AUGUCAUUUCCAAAUCCGCCGGCUUAUGAUCAAGUGGUCCCACCGGCCUACAAUCCGGAUUACGCGCCCACCCAACCAGUCUACCACACCAACAACCAUACAACCGCUCCACCUUACAACUUUCAUGAUAACGGAGGAUUCGAGAACGUCGCAGAUGUUCACUCUCCAGUCUACACAACCAUCGCAUCUGGACCAAUGCCAUGCUCAACAAUCAUUAUCCGGCUUGAGCCCCAUGCAACCAAACUGCAGUGUCCAUAUUGUCGAACGGACCACGAAGUCAAUGCUUGUUCAAAAAGAGGGAAAGUAUCGUGUUCGUCUGUCAACUGA
Caenorhabditis briggsae is the source of this 327-nucleotide messenger RNA. NCBI's taxonomy places the organism in Eukaryota, Metazoa, Nematoda, Chromadorea, Rhabditida, Rhabditidae. The record is from RefSeq and is a predicted model, not a curated record. The coding region runs from base 1 to 327 and encodes 108 amino acids. The transcript has 4 exons.